CAGUCUUGAAAAUGGCCGACGUUCGAUAGCGGCCAGGUCAGACAGGCAGCUAACUUCUUGUAAUUAGUGAAUGAUAUCGUGACUAUGGAGUGCUUAAUGUGGUGCACAGAGCUAGCCAAUGGUAGUUAUGUUAAGUGUGACCGCACCGUGCUGGCUUAAGGUGUGAAUAUGACGAUGAAAAUAGCUGUGGAGUUUGUGUGAAGGCGGUGGGUAGCCAGUCGCUGCCUCUCAGUCGGUGAAGGUUUGAAGUAAUAUUACGGUCCGUCGCCUGAAUUUCCUCCAAGAUGUGGAAUAUGAUGUGUGAUGUGAUGCCUACCAUAGCUGAGGACAGCAUCUCCCAGAGGGGAUCGCAGUUUAGCGGAGAUGACGCUAAUUUUGAACAGCUUAUGGUGUCGAUGCUGGACGAGAGGGACAAGCUCCUCGACACCAUUCGCGAGACCCAGGAGAGGCUGAGCGAGCUGGAGACCAAGUACCAGGAGCUGGAGAAGGAGCGAGACAGCCUGCAGCGGCAGCUAGACGCCAAUCUGCCCCAGGAGUUCGCCACGCUGACGAAGGAGCUGAACGGCGCGCGGGAGCAGUUGCUGGAACGUGACGAAGAGAUCACCGAACUCAAGGCUGAGAGGAACAACACCAGGCUGCUAUUAGAGCACUUGGAGUGUCUGGUCUCGCGGCACGAACGCUCGCUCAGGAUGACGGUGGUGAAGCGGCAGGCAGCAUCACAGUCGGGUGUCUCCUCCGAGGUCGAGGUUCUCAAGGCACUCAAGUCCCUCUUUGAACACCACAAGGCCCUCGAUGAGAAGGUGCGUGAGAGACUACGUGUGUCUUUGGAGCGAGUCGCUACACUGGAGGAAGAUCUGAACCAUACCAGGGAUGAGCUAACCCAGUACAAGUUGGGUAAAGUUCCUGGAGAUGGCGCAGAGAGUAACCGUGUCAAUGGGGAGACAGAAUCCACCGAUGGUGUUAGCAGUGGUGGAUUGGGCAGUGCAAGUAAUGGUGAUGGCUCUCCCUCGGGUGGGGAGGCAGCAGCUGGUGGGGGACUUGAUGCAGAUGGUCCCUCCCACAACAAGUUGGUCGAUCUACAGACUUCUCUCGACAAGCAGACAGCAGAACUGAAUGCAGCAAGGGAGCGAGUGCGAGACCUUCAGAAUCGGUUGCAGGAGAUGGAGGAGGACCUGCAGGUCACUCAAAAGGAGCUAGUCAAAGCCCAGGAGAUCAAUGCACGCCUCCAGAGAGACCUCAAGGAGAAUGUCGCCCAAAAAGAGGAUCAAGAGGAACGCAUUGCCACCUUAGAGAAGAGAUACCUAAAUGCUCAGAGGGAGUCAACAUCCUUACAUGACCUUAAUGAAAAAUUAGAAGAAGAAUUAAAAAAUAAAGAAGCUCAGUAUAAACUGCAAGAGGACAAGAUUCGAGCACUACAAGAAAAGGUUGAGCUGAGUGAGCAGAAACUAGCGCAGUACGCCAAGUUACCGGAUGUAGAGCAAGAGCUGAAGCAGAGAAUGGAGGCUCUUCACCAGGUGCAGGAAAAACAUGGGAGUGCAGAGGACCGCAUACAGCGCUUAGAGAACCAGCUAGAUGAGAAAGGAGCCGAGCUCCUACGGUUAAAUCAACGCCUCAAGAUGAACGAAGAACACAACUCAAGACUGUCAGCCACUGUUGAUAAACUAUUGCAAGAGUCCAAUGAAAGGUUGCAAGUACACUUGAAGGAGAGAAUGCAUGCCCUAGAGGAGAAGAAUGCUCUCACAGCUGAACUGGAAAGAACAAGAAAGUUCCUAGAGGAUUCCUCUCAAGAAAAAAGUGAAAUAUUGAAAGAAUUGUCAAGACGGCAACUUGAAGCAGAACAACUGAAGCAACAAAUGUUGCAACAAGAGAUAGCCUUCAAUAUUAAACAAACUGAAGCAUUAACAAGGUCCGUAUCGCCAACGGGAGGGGAAUUUGUCCGCAGCACAUCUCAUUCUAGUUUUGACUCAAGAUCUCUGCCCCGGCGUGCGCCAUCAGCACCACCUACACAGAAACGGACGACUGUGCUUGAUGAAGAUAACAAUCAGGUUGAACGAGAAUGGGAGUUGCAUGGUGGUCACAUCCAACAUUCAUUCAGUGGGGAAGGUGGGGAUCUGUCUGAUGGUGAUGCAGAAGAUGCAGACUCCUUGUUCUCCCACAUAGAUAUGAUCUCACCAUCACAUCAAACUGAUGCUCAGACUCUGGCAAUCAUGUUACAAGAACAGCUGGAUGCCAUUAACAAUGAAAUAAGCGACCUUAUGGGGGGGACAAGAGGUUCUGUGGGAGGGACAGAGGCUUAUUGGGAAAUGAUCUCUCCCCAUCCCCCCCCAUCGUGGGAAACCCUGUCUGAACAGCAAAGCAGAUUAAUUCAGGAAGAGAAACAAACCACAGAGGCACGGGCAGAAGAGCUAGAAUCUCGAGUGGGUAGUGUAGAACACAUGAUGCUCCGAGGACGGUCCAUAGAACGCCCUUCUCCUCCUAUUUCUGGUCGGUCUACUCCCAAGUCUCAUCAUUCACCGUCUCGUGAUUAUCUUCAAAAAUACCACACUGCCCCGGCUGGCAUGUCUCCUUCCCAUAUGUACCAGUACAUGAAUGAUCGACGACUCUCGGGGGGAUCUCUGCCCGGCUCCCAGGGCAACUUAUCCAACAUGAAUAGAGUUGAUGGGCGUGAUGAUAAUCAAGUGUCGCUUGGAAUGCGUGGUGAAGGUUCUCCACCAACUCCACGUUCACUGCGACUGGCACCGGGCCCAGCAAUGGUUCCACCCACCAGUCUUGUACCUGGGAGCAAUAACCUGGGAGGAUUGGGCAGUGGACCUCCAUCCCAGUUGGUCAACCUGGCAGCAUCCUCUGAAGAUCUGAGGAGGUACACUCAUGUGCCUGACCACUCACCUGCCUCUGCUCUCACGCCUGCUCUCCAUCACCACCCCUACUCACCAGGACCCAGUGUUGGCACCCCUGGUCAGGCCCACAACCCAUCAAACUGCAGCCUUCUCUCCAGCCCCAUGCUCAGAGGUGCAGGUGGUGAGUCCUCUCACUCUACACCCUCCCCCCUCUCUUCCCACCACAGUAGUCAAGACUCCCUUCACAAGAGUGUCAUCAAUCAACCUAAGAAAAAGGGAAUCAAGUCAUCUAUAGGGCGUUUCUUCAGUAAAAAAGAUAAGGUUAAAAUGAAGGAGGCUCUUCAACACCCGGGUGGAGGUGGCUUAAGCUCUUCAGGGAUCUACAGCGAUGGUGACAUUGGCUCAUCAGACUCUUUAUCUUUAGCUGGUUUAGGACAAAAAUCAGAUAUUGAUAGACGCACCAAAAAGAAUUUACCUGGAUAUAGACAUGAAUUAUUAGCUGAAGCUAUGAAGGCUGGAACUCCAUUUGCAUUAUGGAAUGGUCCAACUAUUGUUGCUUGGCUAGAACUUUGGGUUGGAAUGCCCGCCUGGUAUGUAGCAGCUUGUCGAGCAAAUGUCAAAUCUGGAGCCAUAAUGUCUGCCUUGAGCGAUGCAGAAAUUCAGCGAGAGAUCGGCAUAUCUAAUCCACUGCACCGCCUCAAACUGAGACUAGCUAUUCAAGAAAUGGUGUCCUUGACGUCGCCAUCAGCUCCCAAGACUUCUCGCACUACAUUAGCCUUUGGUGAUAUGAACCACGAGUGGGUUGGUAAUGAGUGGCUUCCUGCGUUAGGGCUCCCUCAGUACCGGACUACCUUCAUGGAAUGUUUAGUGGAUGCAAGAAUGCUUGAUCAUCUCACCAAAAAAGAUCUGAGAGGACAACUUAAAAUGGUUGACUCUUUUCAUAGAACAUCCCUUCAAUUUGGUAUCACAGCAUUAAAGAAAGUCAACUAUGAUCGUGUGGCCCUCGAGGACAGGAGACGAGCAUGUGAAGAAGAAAAUCUAGACGUUUUAGUGUGGACCAAUGACCGUGUUAUAAAGUGGAUUACUUUCAUAGGUCUCAAAGAAUAUGCAAAUAACCUCAUAGAAUCUGGAGUUCAUGGUGCAUUAGUAGCCUUGGACGAGAGCUUUGACUACAAUGCUCUUGCUCUUGCUUUACAAAUUCCUACACAAAACACUCAGGCAAGACAAUUAUUAGAUCAGGAAUUUCGUAGUCUGCUUUCAACUGGAACAGAUCGAACAGACAUAAAUAAAUCUUGAUAUGAGGCCCCCGCAGCUAAGGAUGCUGAAGCUAGACUUGUUUAACAAAUCCAAAGAAGAAGGGCAGGAUGACCAGCAACAACAGAACCCAUGGUUGUUGUUCAUGCCCUUAAUUUCCCAGCCUCACCUUUACCCAACCCUACAAUAGUAGUUAAUUCCUUCUACUGUUGACUCCAUACAGGUGAUGUUGAUUGGUCUAGGGUGUAUAAUAAGGGCAAAUUACUCUGGUGAUUUACUGUCAUACACAAAACUGCAUGCUGUUGCUUGUUAUGGGGUUUGGGCACUGUAGUAGACUGCAAGUGUCCUGAGCUGGACUCGGAUCCCUUGGAGGAUCGCGUAUCGUCUGCCUUGUCAUUUAUAUUCACUAAGAGCUUCUGCAGUCUGUGUGUGUUUCACUCACUGGUGAUGUAAAAGGUGAUUUUAUUAAGAUAAAUUGUUAGUGAAAUAACAAGCUGCAAAGACUGUGACAUUAUGGCAGUGCUAAAAGAAUCACCUUCUCGGAACCUCUAGUCGACGGUGGCUAUAAAUCAGCAGACGGUGAUGUGGUUUGGCAUGAUCUGUUAAUCUAAUACUUGAUGCUGGGUUUACCUUAGUGUUAAACAACUCAGCCUAGUUUGGUUGAAACUGCCUAGUACUGUGCAGGGCUGUGAAUCAGGAUAUAUUAUACUGAAUUGACAUAUUGAUAGAUAUACAAUGAUUGUUGUGUUAGUUGAAGCAGAUUGGUACUGUACAAUCAUGUCAAACACUUGCGACAUACACAGAAAGAUAGGGACCUUCAACUACACAAUAUAGAUAUGAGUCUAGCUGGUUUCUUCAAAGAAUGAGUUUGAUUGCCUGGUAAUGUUUGGGAAAUACAUUACCAGAUAAUGUGCUUAAGUAUAUACAGGAAUACAUGUUGUAUAGAAGUGUGAAUGAAGCAGUAAAUGGAAUGUUGGUGUGAAUUGCUAAAAGGGUGCAUGUGGAUAUAAAUGAGUAUUAAUGGAGCAUGUAGGUGUCAGUGAUGAUAUUUUGGGUCCUAUACAAGGAAGUGAAUAUUACCGGCUAGUCAUGUUGAGGCAUGUGAGUGAGGUUAUGUUGUCUGUAUGUGUAAUCUUUACCUGGUCCUGUAUAGGGGUGUCAUGUAUGUGUUUCAAAAAUUUCCAGAAAUUUUUAUUUUUUAGGCUUUUCAGUAAUUUAAAGGAUAUCAGUUAGGUGUUUUACACUAUGCAGAAUAAUUUGGUUGCUCAGUAUUGGGAAAUUAUAACUGAAAUGCAGAGGUAAUACAAGUUUGUGCUGUGCGUCCAGUGUGACUGGAACUGCCAGAUCAGGUACAAGACUUUUUAUUGCUAUUGAGUAAUGUUUAGCUCAUUUGGAGUACCUCCAGUUCAUCACAGGAAUACAGUAUAUGUGUAUCUGGUGCAAUGUCUGUACGCACAUAUGAUUUAUAAUGUAACCGUCUGUGUAUUGCCAUCAUUGUUGAAUCACAGUGUCUUGAUUUUAACUAUAUUAACUUGAGUCAGAUAAAGUGGAAAUUUGCAGGUGGAGGUGCAGAGCAGGAUAACGGCUAGUUAAGAAUAUGCAUGGUGACUAGAAGACAAAAACUAUCUUCCAUACUUUACAUGCCAAACUUGUCUUUGUAAUUAAUAUAUGUAAAAAAAAAAGUCUCCUCAUGAUCAAGAUCUUGGCAAACAGUGUCAAUCUGCUUAAAUGUUAUGAGUGAUAACUGGUCAGUUGUGUAUUGGAGUUUAUGAAGUGUACUUGCUGUUAUUAGGAAGACAGAGUUGGCCAGUUGACCUGUGAAUGAGCUAUGUUGUCAUAAGGAGCAGAUAUGGUCUGUACAAUGCACUUUACAUUGAUGUUGAGUAUGACUGAUUGUUUCUGUGAAACUUGUGUAAGUAGUGUCCCAUUCUCAACGUAAUGUUCAGUGUAAUGCCAGAUAUACUCACCUCACUGUUAUAUGUAAAGCUUCAUGUUUACCUGAUCAUCUUGACUGUAUUCAUUCAUGAUGUAACUUUAGUUUUACUUUCAUUUUGUUGUGGUGCUGUGUGGCUAUAGUCCCCCUACCCUCAACCCCUUUCCUUGAGAAAAGAAAAGCUUUCUGUACACCUAAUUUUGUGAUUCUACAAUAGCACUUUAAGAGUAUUGCUUUUAUAGUCCACAUUACCCAAGAGGUGAGAGACUUCGUUGUUGCUGGAAUGACUGGCUGGAUUUCUUUCAUCGUCCCUCUCACAAAAUGCAGCUUAAUUAUGGCCAACUGCCUCAUUUAUAGUCAUAAAGCUUUUUUUAUUGUAUUUAUUAAAUGUUCAAGAAAUCAUGCCAGUGAAAAGUUUUAUAUUAUUAUUUUAUAUUUCUCCUUUCUAUAUGUUUUUGUUAGAUAAGUAAAAUCUCACAAAAUAUUUAAAUGCGAUCUAAUGUCUAAAGUGUUAUCAAAGAUAAUAAUGAGGUCUUAUGUCAUUCAUCUGAAUACGUCAUAACUCUUGACUUCACUGAUUUAAGGUAUAUGAUAAGAAUUAAUUCUUUGACUCUUGACCUACAUGUGACUGACUUCCCAACUUCACUGCCUCUUGACUUUCACACGCAGAUCACUCUUGGUGUAUGUGAUUGGUGAGCCACUACAUUGGCAACAUUUCUGUGCCAUGCGGUCAUUCACAUACACAACAAAUGUAUGCUCAUUAUAUCCUUUCCUUGUAGCUGUAACCAAACUUAUCAUGAGUUUAGCUUACAAACUUAUAAGUUUUUACAUAACAGAAUUCUGCCAUCUUGCAGAUAUUUUAGCCGUGAACUCUUGUACAAAAUAGUUAUAUUAAAUUACAUCUAUUUUAAUACAUUACUUCUUGGUUGCAUUAAUAUUAUGUAAGUGUUCAUUCUUUUUUAUUUUCUAUAGAGGUAAAGGUAAACUCAGUUCUUCAUUUGAGGUUUUGCAUAAAUUGAUUGAUUGCUUCCAGCUCACUAAAAUUUGCAAUGUCAGAUCUUAUUGAAUAUUUUAUUUAUCAAAGAGGUCAGAUUUUCAAAAUUUGUACUUAUCACGAAACCAAAUUUAAAAACUGAUCAUUCUUAAUUAUUGCCUCUUCCAAAUAUUUUAGCUUAUUCCUCAAGUGGCCGUCACCACACAUAAAUAAUCUUGUUUUCAGAAAAUGGUAAACUGAAGCUUUUUAGCUACAGUUUAAGUUUUAUUUAAAUAAUUGUUCAACUCUUAAGGAAUACACAUUUUUCUCUCUCCACUGAUGACAGCUCAAAAUAUCAGCAAUACAUACUGUUCUGUGCUGGAGAGUUGCCAACAAUUCUUUUAUUAACCCUUAGACAGCAGUUAUCGUCAUAUGUUGAUUCAUGGGGUUAUGCCGUUAUUGUCAUACGAUGAUUUAAACAAUUAUUGUCUGGGUUUUACAUGUAUGAUGCUAUGAUGCAAAUAAGUAUAUAUAAUAGCUCUCUGUGGAUGCAAUAAAGUUUACCUUGACCCAUGACAAAAUCCUGCUAUUAUUUCAUGGUUACAUUACUAAGUGAAUGCGGUUAUUGUCACGAAUGUUUCUUGGUGAAUGCAUCAUCAUCAUUGUGUAAAAUUCCAUCAUAAUUACAUAUGUAUACCAAUGAUGUUCAUGUGGUUUUUCACAACUCUGUAUGGUUGUAAUGAGGUAUACCAGGUAAACGACUCAUUAAUUGAACCAUCAUGCGUUACAUUUACUAGGAGCGUAUUGUCAUCUGUGGUGGCAUAUUGGUGGCUUAAGCCUUUCUUUCAAUCUAUACUCUUGCCCAUAUGAUGCCAAUUAGGUCCUGACAUUGCCCAGAGCCCAACACCACUGUUUAUUAUGUUUACACACUUUUCACUACUCUCUACUGGUUGCAAUGGAGCAUACCAGGUAAACCAAUUAUCAGUUGAAACAUUAUCAUGUGUUAUGUGAAUUAUGUGAUUUAUCAAGUUAUUCAACACAUGUACUCUUGUAAAUAAAGAGAAACAAGUGUUAAACAAUCAGGGAAACAGCUGAGGAGAACACAGGAGCUUCAGUGGCAGCAAAGUUAGGCAUCGUGUGUUGACAGACGCCAGAACUAUUGCCACUGCAACGUUUCAGAGUGCCUCCAACUAGUAAAAUGUAAAAUAUUCACUUAUUUUCAUGUUUUUCUUAAAUUUUGCUUACAAAAUAAUAAUUCUAUAAAGAAAAAUUUUUUAAUGAAAUGAUUUUAUUUUUUGCGCAUAGGCAGGAAUUGACCAUUUUGAUAUAGCCGCUGUCUAAGGGUUAAAUAAUUUGUAAUGAAAACUUAAAAUAUCAACAUACUUAUUAAAUACAAAUCAUUGCAAAGUACCGUAUAUGCCGGCAUAUAAGUUGACAUGUGAAGCCAAAAAAUCUCUAAAACCAGGGGUCGACUGAAUACUCAGCCACUUAGACUGGACGGUAGAGCGAUGGUCUCGCUUCAUGCAGCUCAGCGUUCAAUCCCUGACCAUCGAAGUGGUUGGGCACCAUUCGUUCCCCCUGACCCAUCCCAAAUCCUUAUCCUGACCCCUUCCAAGUGCUAUGAAAUCGAAAUGGCUUGGCACUUCCCCUGAUAAUUAAAAAAAAAUUCCUGCUGAAUAUAAAAUGUGGAUGCUGUACACGCAUUGUACACCCCUUGCUAUAACUUUCACAGUCCAUCACAAUUAUUUCCUAAUGAAACUCUUGUUUAAUACUUGCUUGAUGGGGUUCUGGGAGUUCUUCUUCUCCCCAAGCCUGGCCCGAGGCCAAGCCUGGUUUGGCAAGUCUAUUUAAUGUAGAGAUUAUAAUAAUAUCAAUGACUUACUGUAGGUUAUUGUAGGUUCGUUAAUACAGUACAGUGGUACCUCCGUUUUUUUAAUUUAAUCCAUUCCCAGAGACGGUUCAAAAACCGAAAAGUCAAAAACCGAAACAAAUUUUCCUGUGAGAAAUAAUGUAAAUUGACACCCAUGUGUCAAUUUUCUUGGCACCCAUGGUGUGAUAUACUGUAUAAUAAGAACUUUCAUGUUCAGAAACAAAAAUAAUAAAAUUCUUCACAAAGAAUUCAAGCACAGUUAUCACUAGGCGGGAGACACUGGAAAACUGAAGCACGCCAUGCGCUCGGUCGGCCCAUAUGUGUAUUGACAAACUCGAGCACCGAGGCAAACCUCGAGUACGGAGUUAAAAUUUUUUAAGGAAUUAGCUCGAGAACUGAAAAAUUUGAAAAUUGAGGUUCCACUGUACCAGUAUUAGGUAAGGCUGGUUUACUCUGCGAGUUAGAACUCGCUUGCGACUAAAGUAUUUAGAAGAAAAUAAAUUGGAAAAAACAGAAAAGUUCAACUACAUUAUCAAAAUACAAAUUUCACCACAAAAUGGUAUAAUAUCACAAUGGUUAACACAUACUACAUUACAGUAGUAGAAAACAUAGUCCUGCAAACUUGCCAUUUGCAACAACUGAACACCAUACCAGUGGCACCACCAACACUAACCAACUAGUAGUUGAACAAUGGGUUCGUAGGAAAAACUUUCGUACAGGUCUUAUCUUCCAUUAGACAUUUCUGAAGAUGCAAUAACUGUCAUAAUCAUAAUUGCUGGUAUUCUUACAUACGAUAUAAAUGCAUAUUUGUGUAGCCCGUUGUGAUACCAACAAAAGAAACUUGGAUAGUAGUUUAGAAGAGGCAAGAGGUUGACAUGGCUGUUGAAAGAACUGAUUCUAGCACCGUAAUUACCUUAUUCAGUAAAUAUUCGUUAAGCUACCAUAUAUUUAUUAGAUACAGUAUGUUUUUUUUUCAUACAGUAGGACAGGGAAAGUGGUGCUGCCUUAUUUUGAGGGGUCAUCUUAUCCAGCAAAUAUAGGCCUAAAUCUGAGUUACACCUCAAAAUUUUAGGGGUCGACCUAUGAACCGGAUUGACUUGUACUCCGGCAUAUACAGUACGUAUAUUUAAAAAUGGUUAAAAAAUAAAAGGCACAAUUAAUUGAAAACAAGUAAUAAUAUAGCUAAAGAUGGCCCCUUUAAUUCCAGUUUAUCACCAUUCAAAUUUGUUAGGUUUCUCUAAUUUGAAGACUGUUCGUAAUAUUUCUGGUUAAUUUACAUCUCUCUUACCAUAUGUGGUAAACAACCACCCCACUCACUAUUCUCCCUUCCUCACUCCCGGAAUACUGGCCAAGCAACAGCAGGCACAUGCAGUAGUUGCCAUAGAUUUAAUUUGUGCCAUAGUUAUUGACUCGACAUUCUCCUUUUCUCUCGCAUAUUUUGCCAUUUGUAAAACCAUGAACAUACAUUUCUUGAUAAUUUUUGUGACUUUUUAAUAUAAUUUGAAUCCCUUCAUUUGCCAUGUGAAGGAAAUGAUUCCAUGUAAAAAUUAAGAACAGAAUUUAGUCAGGCUUUGAAAUUACAGGAAUGGAAGUUUUCCCAUAUAUUAAAGUUUGAUUAAUUUUACAUUAAUUUUAUUCAAUAAUAAAAUCUGUCAUUGUGCUUUACAUUUCAAAUAGUAUGAACGAAGCUGAUGUGUGAAUACUACUCUCGACAACACUGAUGCACAGUUUACCAGUACACCCAGCUGUGUUCCAUUUCUUAUCUAGAAAUGCUCCCUUGCCUCACUCAAUUGCUUUCUUUCAGCUAUUAUGUACAAUACCUUUUCUGCAUCACUAUAAAAACUUAACGCUCUUUAUCACGAAGAAAAAAAGGUAUGUACUGUAUAUUAUUAUUUAUUUUCUGGGGGUACCCCUUGUGGCUUCCUGAAACUAAUAUACUGAUAUUGUGCCAAACUAUAAGGUGCCGUCAAUCGCAAAGUUCUUAAUGGUCUACCAGGGACCACAAGCCAGAACUUGACCCCCUCCGGCACAGGGAGUAGUGACACUAUGAAAAAUUAUAUGUAAAUUUAUUCAUGUGUGUGUCAUCACCAAGGGAAGGCACACAGAAAGUUAGUGAAACAAAACAGACCAAGGCUAGGUUAAAAAUAAUACAGUAGCCUCAAAACAGCCUAAAAAAUGCCCUCCAACAAUGUGAGCUCAUUUGCCACCCCUCCCAACACUGUUUGUGGGGGAGGAAGGAGGCAUAUCAGGUCAGCCGGCUGUUCUACCACCAGUUCUUGUGCUGAUGUAGACAGUGCCUGGUUGCCCUCUCAAAUCUCUCUGGCUCCGGUCAUUGUCUUCAGCUAAGUGGUGCUUGCCAUUGAGGCUGUUCUGUAAACCAUGUUCUGUCCAUGCUAUACACCAUGUGUACAGCAUGGUCGUAUAUUUCGUGGCCCUAGGAUUCUUCAUCAUCUUGAUUCUUGCGGUGCUUCCUCCUCUGUGGUUAGUGUCCUUUGUGCAGCAUGAGCCAGGAGUUAUAUGUGCUCAGGGUUACAUUUAGGUAAUGUCCAAUGUCCUCGCCGAUGGUCUGUUCCAGUUUCUUCUUGUCUCCACUGAAUAGACACUUGACGUUGCUUCCUUCUUUGGCUUUGUAGGAAGUUCAGAUGCCCAGAUGUCAACCUCUUCAUGUUGGCCUGGUCUAGGCACCUACCUUUUUACAUGGCGUCAUUCCCUGACUGCACAGCGCUUACUGUAGGCACCUUUCAGCUGGACAGGUUGAGGUGGGGGUGCAUUUACCUUUUUCCCCAGUCUGGCCCUAUAGGGGGAGCGUAAUCUUUCUAGCUCCUUGGUGGCCAGACCAGCCUUGGUUUCAGCUGCUGUUUGCUGUGUCCAAACCCGGGCAUCUUUCUACGGCUUUGCAUUUUUCAGCCGGUUGGACCGAUUUACUAUGUUAGAUCGACCUUCUCCACUCUUCGCGUCUAGAGAUUUUGACGAGUGUCCAUUGCCAUUUGUAUGGGGAUCAGGUGGCUGGUUUAAUGGUGUGCCACCUGCAGUCUUCUUCUAGGCAACAUUAUGAGGUUUCUUGGUGUGUCUUCUGAUAUUUUUUGCGGCAUUAGUAGAGCCACUCCAGCUUGCAUUCGGGGUCAAUACCUCUUCAGCCCUAUUUCACAAGCUUUCUCACCCAUUGUUUUACCUCUAGUCUGCUCAUGCACGGCCUGAGCUUGCCUGGUCCCAUGACCGGGUUCUUUCUUUUCGCUCAGUUUACAGUGGCCCCUUUAGUCCGGGUAUUGUUUUUUGAAAGCUUUAUUUUUUCUUUCUCUGGUUCCUUGUGUUGGGUGGGUGAGAUCUAUGCUCUUUCAGUGUCAGGGUUUUUGUUACUUUCGCCUUGGUGGGAGCUGAGUUUUGUUUGUUUGCAGCUGGCACCUCCUUUUCUGGAGAAGAACAAGUUGGUUCGCUUCCAGAGGGGUCCCUUGGUCGUAGACGUUUAGUUGGUUUAGCUGGGGAUGCAUCAUGUGCUUUGUCCAGUGGAAGCUUUAUGCCAUUAUCUUUGUACCACCGGUUCCUUUUUUAGUGGUCUCUUUGUGGGUUGAUCGGUUUCCCUGGUUCCUUCUUCCAGAGCUUGUAUUUCUCAGGUUGUCUGCAGUGUCAUUAAAUCUAUCCAGCCUGCCCAUGAUGUGCAAAUAUGCAGCUUUGUCAACUGUCUCGGCUCAUAUGUCUUGGGCUGAUAUUUGGGCAUGGGGGUUUUGGCGGUCGAACAGUGGCUUGGCAGCCAGGUACCUUGUGAAUGUUCCUGGUCCUCAAAGGCCUUAUGUGGCCUUGUUUCUUACUUCUCUGUGGGUAGAUAGCUUCAUGGAAACCUCAAGGGGCUCCCCCUCAGGAAACCAGUGUUGAAUGUAAUGAAAUGAGCCCUAGCGGGUCUUGACAUCCUCCCCUUCCCCAGGGUUUCAGGGUGAUUUCCAUCAUCAGAAGAACUGGUGGUGGAGCAUCCGGCUGACCCGAUCUGCCUCCCUCCUUUUUCCAAACCAGAGGAGGGUGGGGAGGUGAACUGCUCAUGCUAGUUUUACAAAUUUUUGAUAGUUUGUUUAAAUUGUUGGGGAAGUUUCUUGGAUAAUUUUGAGGCUGCAGUAUGGUUUUCAGCCAAGUAGCAAGUAGUGGUCUGUUUUGCCGAUUUUUUGGGCGAUUCCCUUGAUAGUGGCAGACAUGAAUAAAUUUACACAAAUUGUCAUGAUGCCAGUGCUCCCUGUGCCCCUCUCUGAGGGAGGCCAGAUUCUGACUCGUGGUCCCCAGUAGGCCAAUAAGAACUUCGCAAUUGAUGGCACCUAGUAGUUUGCCAUUAUAUGUAGCUUCAGGGAGCCACCGGGGCUCACCCAGAAAUUGGCGUUUCAUUACAUUGAACGUUAAGUUUUUUUUACCCAUUUCCAAAAGUGUUGUGCUAUUUUUAAUUGUUCACAUCUCACAACUUUUUUAUCCUUCAUUUCCAUGUUCAUCAGCUUCUUAUACAUCUAGCAGAUUUAUUGCUGUUUUGCAUUUUUGCAACAUUAUAAAUUUAAACAGCCUAUUCUUUUUUUUCAUAUGUUGUAUUUGUAAGUGUUUCUUAAAUUAAACAUUCUGCUUUAUUUUAUUAAUAUCUGUACACUAGACUUGAUUUUUAUGCAACACAAUCGUACUUGAUUCACUUUUACACAAUAAAUGUUUAGUUAAAAAAAAAAAAGUUCAUCAUGAGUCAACAUGGUUAUUUGGCUCGGUACGCUUGGCACAAUCAAUGAAUUCUGUUAUUGUUAGAACUUUAUUCAUCCAAAUCUUACAUAAUACUUUUAUCUUAAUACUGUUUUACAGUUCAUAAGAAAAGCUACUUCCAAAAAUAAGCAUUUUGGAUGUUAUAAAGCCAUUGAGUAUAAUUAAAAACUGUUUUGUGUUUGGUUUAGUUUUGAGUUUGACAAAAAAUCUAAGAUUUCUCUCAAUUAACAUCUCAAGUGGAUGGAAAGUCAAUAGGUUUUACUCUUCUCAGAACAUUAUCUGGUCAGAUGCACCUAAUAUUGCUUUAAAAUUACUUUAAUAUUGAAUUUCAUGAAGUAUUUAUCCAAAGAAAAGCUUAAUAGGCAUGGUAAAGUCAUUUACAAUAUUUCCAAAAAUACCUUACAGCUGGUUUAAAUUUUGUGUUGAAAAAUUAAAAUUUCUUAAACUUCUCUCUUGCCUUAUUAUAGUAUAUUAUCAACAAAUGUAUUUUUUCAGUACCUGUACACUGUAUAUACCUUAUUUUUUUGUUAUGUAUAUAGCAGUUGAUUAUCUCAGAAAACAUUUUGAUCUAAACCAAAAUAAAUCAGGAAAUUUACACCAAGUUUGGAUUGACACAGAGUCAAAUAUAUCACCACACAAAAUUUCAAAUCUACUUAGUAUUGCAUUCAGGAUUUUGGAUAUUGAUAUACUUUUCUUUUCCCUAUCAUAAUUCAGAUUUUUUUUAUUUAUUAUAUAUUCUGAAUAAUCCUAAUUCCUGAUUAACCCCUUCACUUUUGAGCAUGUUAAUACUUACGGGGGAGGGAGAAGUAACUCUUGCCUCUAGCUAUGCUCAUAGAUUUAAUUAUCUACCAGCUGGUUUGUGCCUAAAAACUUAAUGAAACAUCUCAUAGUGCUUAUAUAAACUCGUGUGUGGCAAUCCUGUCAGCCACUUGGACAAAAUUCUAUAUAUAAUCUGCCUACAAGGCAAUAAACUGGAAGAGUGCAUGGUGAAAUGUUCGUGGUAGCUUUACAAAAGUUUGCUGUUGUACAAGAAUCAUAGAUUUGACUUUGUGUAUAUACUUCAUGAAAAAUAUAGACUUUCAUAGUUAUUGUUUAUAUGGUAAAUAUUGUAGGACAGUUUAACAUGAGAUAUAGUAGUACUGUACAGUAAUUAAAACAAAUUUGCAAUAUAUUUUGUAAUUAUUGCAUCACAUUUGAACGAAGCGGGUGUCACAUUCCCGAGCCUAGUGAGAGGUGCUGUCGAAUGUCUGGAUUUUCAUUUUUUUUUUUAUUAUAGUAUUUACAAUUCUACUGUAUGUACAUAAUGAAUAAAGGCUGAUUUUGCCUCCAGAACAA
Messenger RNA from Procambarus clarkii (red swamp crayfish), 14918 nucleotides. It is a transcript of the gene Liprin-alpha, whose product is annotated as PTPRF interacting protein alpha. The record is from RefSeq and is a predicted model, not a curated record. Gene Ontology annotation, cellular component: presynaptic active zone. NCBI's taxonomy places the organism in Eukaryota, Metazoa, Arthropoda, Malacostraca, Decapoda, Cambaridae. Gene Ontology annotation, biological process: synapse organization. Gene Ontology annotation, molecular function: protein binding.